Messenger RNA from Dendrobium catenatum, 2790 nucleotides. RefSeq lists its product as uncharacterized. The transcript has 5 exons. Lineage: Eukaryota; Viridiplantae; Streptophyta; Magnoliopsida; Asparagales; Orchidaceae. The record is from RefSeq and is a predicted model, not a curated record. Bases 1 to 2790 code for a protein of 929 amino acids.
AUGAGCACUGAUGAUUGGUUUAUAAAUUCUCACCAAAUCUUUCCUAAUGAACACUGUUGCAACAACUUCUUUCAUGCUUCUCCUGGCAGAAUCUGGCUCAAAUGGAAUGCUUCAUCAAUUUCUUUUUCUCCUAGUCACAUCUCCUCUCAACUGAUCCAUGGUACCCUUCGUUAUGACUCUGUGAAUUGCAUCAAGAUUUUGGUGGUUUAUGCGGCUAAUACUGCUUCUGAAAGAACUCCUCUUUGGAACCAGUUCCAAUUUAAGAAUUACUGGUUAAAUAUAGCUGGUUGUUGGGAUGGUGUUAUUACAGUUUUUGCCUCUCAGCCUAAGGGGAAUCCUAUUGCUGCAUUUUAUUCUAAGUUAAACUCUCUUAAAGAGCACUUCAAGAGCAAGAAUUGGGGAGGCCAAUUCUUAUCUUCUAGUCUUCAUGAAGCUAAAUGUUCAUGGAUUAGCCAAAGAGCUAAAGCGAGAUGGCUAUCUAAUGGGGAGGACGAUCUGGGAUUCCUAUAUGCUAGAAUCAAAAUGAGGAAGAACUCCUCUCAUAUUAAAGAGAUUACUACUGAUGAAAGCUAUUUUACCAAUCAUGAGGCUGUGUUUGAUGGUUCCUCUUCCUCGGCUCCUGGCCCAGAUGGAUACAACUUUGAAUUUUACAAAAAAUCUUGGCCUCUUAUUGAUACCCAGAUCUGUAAAGCUAUUAAGUACUUUUUUCAUACGGGCAUCCUUCCUAAGAGAGCUAAAGCCACUGCAAUUACUUUGAUUCCUAAAAGCCCUCAUGCUUCUAAUAUAUCUGAUUUUAGACCUAUUUAUCUUUGUAAUGUUUUUUACACAAUUAUUGCAAAGAUUUUGGCUAAUAGGAUGAAAGAUAUCAUGCCCCUCAUUAUUCACAAAAGCCAAGCUGGUUUGGUUCAUGGCAGGGUGUCUACUGAUAACAUUAUGUUAGCUACUAAAAUUCUUAGCUGCUUUAAUUCUACUUCUCGGGAUGAGCUUUUCUAUGCAAAACUUGAUAUUAAGAAAGCAUUUGAUACUGUCUCUCGAGAUUUCCUCCUUACCCGUAUGCUCUUGAAUGGUUUUCCUGAACCUUUUGUCAAAUCUGUUAAAGGGUGUCCACUUUCACCCCUCCUUUUCUCAAUUGUUAUGGAUGCCUUUUCUUGUGUUAUCGAUGACAGCAGCUUUUUGGGUAUUAAUAAUGGGAAUUAUAACUACAAGCAUUUGCUAUACGCUGAUGACCUUCUGGUAUUUGGUAAUGCUACUAUGAAUAAUGCUGCUCUCCUGUUAAAGUCGCUGAAUUCCUUUGCUGAAGCCACUGGUCUUUAUAUUAACAAUACUAAAUGCUCUAUUAUUUUCUCCUUCAACUCGUCUCUAACUGAGGAUAUCAACCUUUUGAUGGGCGUUUUAAGAGCUAAUGUCUGUCUUACCUAUCUGGGCUUACCCAUCUCCACCAAGAAGCUUAAUUCUACUUACUUCCUGCCACUAUUGAGUAAACUUUUUACUCUACUUGCUGGCUGGAAAAACAGGUUUUUGUCUUUUGCAGGGAGGCUUCAAUUCUUAAGAUUUUCAAUUGCAAACACUCUUGCUUACUGGAUUAGAGGUUCUAUCAUACCAAAAUCUGUUUGCAAACUGAUUGACAAAAUGUGUUCAAGGUUUUUGUUUCACGGGUCCACUAAUUUGAAGAAGUUACACCUUAUUGCCUGGAAUAAAACUUGUCUUCCAAAAUGCUUUGGGGGUUUGGGUAUUCCUAGCAUAGACUCUCUUUACUUUCCUUAUGCUUGCUCUUUUAUCUGGAGACUAUACAAUCAGGAUUCUAUGCUUGCUAUGUGGCGGAGAAAAAAUUACCAUUCCCCUUGGAAACAGGCGCAUUCUAAAGCCACUAAAUUCUGGAAGAUAAUCUGUAACACUGCUGUGAAAAUUCAAGAUAGUGUUACCUUUAAUGUUGGUAGUGAAAAUUGUCUUCUAUCUAUGCUUUGGGACCCUUGGUGUCUGGGAAAACCUUUGGAGGAGGCUCUCUCUCAUAUUUCCCCUUCUCACACUGCUGUUAAAGAUUUUAUUAAAGGUGGAGUUUGGGAUGUUCCUGAGUCUUGGGGUUUUGCUGCUGUUAAUCAUAUCAGGAAGGUGCCAAUUAUUAAUUCCUCUUGCCACACCAUCUCUUGGGCUGGUAAUGAUAAGGCUUGUUUUAAAACUUUUUAUUUACAUUACUACCGGGAUUUACAGCCUGUUUCUUGGCAUCCUUAUAUUUGGCAUAAGCGUUAUGCUCUCCAUUAUUCAUCUUUUGCUUGGUUGGCUGUUUUGGGAGGGCUUAAAACUGCAGAAGCUCUAGCUAUUAGGAAUAUUAUGGUUUGUAGGGAAUGUUCCCUAUGCUCUGUUGGGGAAGAUAACACUAGCCAUAUCUUUUUCCAAUGUGAUUACACGUUCAAGAUAGUCAGUCACCUUCUACCUGCUUUGAAUAAGUUUUUGCUUAUGCCCACUAUGAUACAAUGCUUUGAUUUUUUUAAUGAUCAUCCUGGUAUAAGCACUACACAUAAGAAUUUCUGUUUUCUUGUGCUUUGCUGCUCUAUCUACUUUAUUUGGAGGGAAAGGAAUGAUAGGCGGUUUGGUUCGACUCAGUCUACUGUAAAUGCCAUCAUACGAAAGAUUGUGAAAGCUUUAAGAGCAAAAUCGUUAAAAUGGGGAAGUGUUGAAAGGUUGAAGCAAGAUUUCCAAGGUGUUUUGGUUUCGGGAGCAGGUCUUGGGAGUAAUAAGAAUUCAUUUUUGUCUUUGGAUUCUUACUUUCUCUCACCGGACGAUGAUGAUUGA